This is a messenger RNA of Lytechinus variegatus (green sea urchin), 2522 nucleotides long. It is a transcript of the gene fbxo31, whose product is annotated as F-box only protein 31-like. The coding region runs from base 131 to 1363 and encodes 410 amino acids. The transcript has 10 exons. Gene Ontology annotation, molecular function: protein binding. The record is from RefSeq and is a predicted model, not a curated record. Lineage: Eukaryota; Metazoa; Echinodermata; Echinoidea; Temnopleuroida; Toxopneustidae.
CGGUAACUCUAUGGUCGGCGGGAUAUCUUUACUCACACUCAAGACAGGCAGACAAACGGUGCGGCGUGACGAUAAAUAAUCAUAUGAUAUAGAGAGGGAGUCGAGACAGAAGAUCUUCCCCCGACUAGAGAUGGACAUCAAUGACCUUCCUCCAGAACUGAUCACGUGUAUAUUCUGUAGACUCCCAGGGAAGGACUUGGCCACCGUUGCCCAAACAUGCAAGAAAUUCCAUGAAGCUUCUCUAGUCGAGGCUAUCUGGCUAUUGAAAUGCAAAGAAGAGUUUGGUGUGAGUGCGGAGCUUCAGGGGCCAGAUGUUGAGUCUUAUCGACAGCUUUAUACAAAGGUUCUCUAUCCGUAUGGACAUUUACUUGGUGUGUGGCAACCUCAGAUGGGGCCAUAUGGAGGAUUGGUGAAAAUUCAGAUAACAGGAGGAAUAAUCAAAGCCAUUCAAUACAUCACCCCUGUUGACCCUAAGGUCUACUUACCCCUCCGAACCAAGGACUUGUUUCAGGUCCGAUUUGACCCGCAGGAAGGCCUGGCUCACGUGGAAUGCCUAAAGGGGAAGAACGGACCACAUAAACUACAAAUUAUGGCAAAUUCAUCAAAACCAGAGCCUGAAUUCACGGUGAAGUGUUGUAAACCAGAGAAACACAACUCAUCAGUUAGCCAGAGAGGAAGUAUACAAGAAUUUCGGGAUUGGAUUAUGGAAGAAAUUAAUGCUGAACCUGGUGAAUUUGUCAUUCAAAACUUUGACUUUCAUUUGGAUCUUUUAAAGAUGAAGUAUAUCAAGCUUAGGGAAUAUGAUUCAAUCUGUACCUUCAAGGGUUUGGAGCCACCCAAGGCCAUAGAUAAUAUGCCAAUUCAACCAGGAAUCUUCAAAGGAACGUAUGGAGGCCACGGCAUUGAGCUUAUAUAUGUCACGUACGACGGCAAUCGAAUCAAAGGAAUUAAAAUCUCGGGAGACCCUAACGUGCCCGCCACAAAGGUCUCUUUGGAGGUCCAUCUGGAUGAGCCCAUGGUCCUGGACCUUGCCCAACAGGAGAGUAUAUUUGCUCUAGAGGAACUGGACCUUGAAGUUGUAAGGACAUCAUCCGAUGAGACCCAGACCUCGCAGCCCUUCCACCUUCCAUUCGAGGUUCAUGAUCGUGGGAUGACCCUCUUGGGUCAAGAAACAGGACUCAAUCUGGGAAGGUGCAAACAGAGGUUUUAUGGUACAGGGUUAAUUGCCAUGUCUGGAUUCAGGGAUGCAGAGAGGACUCCUGCCCACUGCAUCAUAUUCAAUGAUGAUGUCAUGGCAUUCCUAUGGUUGAAGCUGAGGUCUGUUAGUAUUUAUAGCCGAGUGAAAGAGGACGUAUGGUCGUGACACCAUCUUUUUCAUUCAUCCAUCGGGCAUCAGGCGAUUGCUAGGUACUACAUGAUGUUUAUAUCGAUACAAGAAACUUUCAUCGGUUGGGGAUGAUCAAAUGAAAUAGUGUUAAAACUUCUACCAACCUCGCUCAUAUGUAUUGCGAGCUUUCAUCCAAUCCUGUGAUCAGUCACACAUUGCUACCUGAAGUCUGUGUCUCGUAAUCACUAGACCAAAGAUGGAAGACAGUAGAUAUAUAGGCCCGUAUUCUGAAGUCGGGUUUAACUUAGACCGUGGUCUAAGUCUGUACUAAAAUUAUGGGGAGCCAAAAAUUCUAACAUUCUGUUCAUAUUGUAAAUUUCUUAUGUUUACUAUUUGUUUCCUCUUGCUUUCAUGAUGAAGAAAAAUACUUCAGUUACCAUUCCCAGACAAUUUGGGUGUCAUAUGAGUUAGUAAAUUGGGUGUGUACUGCUAGGGAUUUGUGUGCCAAUUGGCUCUCCAUACUUAAACCGCAACUUUGAACCAUGGUUUAAUUUAAACCAGAGUUCAGAAUACAGGCCUUAGUCUCUUUUAUAUACCAAAUGGAGACUCUGGAUGUCUAUUUAUUUUUUACACAAAUUUCUUGCACUUUUAUUUCCUAUUUAUGUAGCUUUAUUAGGAAGUGAAAAUACAGAACAGCUGAAUAUGCUCUAUAUGCAAAAGUUGCUUUUAUAUAUUGAAAUUUUCAAAAUAUGUCAUAAUUUCUGAAUCAAUUUAUUUAUUUGUAUUCCUGGAAAUCUGAGGCAGAAUUUAUUUAAAGGGAUUGUUUCACUUUGUGAGAAGCUGAUUUAAGAAAUUCUCAAAAUAAGAUGAAACAUGUGUAUAAGUGCUUGUUUUGUCCUAAAAAAACCUGAAACAGACUACAAUAUAGGAUGAAAAAUUUUAAUUUAGACACAAGUAGCAAUUUAUGAGCCUGAUAUUGAGAACCGUCUGUAAGACGCAUUCAGCUUAUGCCCAGUUUUCUCAAAUUCGAAAGGUCUGUUGGCUGUGUUGACUGCCUUCUGACUGAACCAAAAUGAGAAUUUUUAAAAUCAGAACAAAGUGAAAUUAUCAUUUUUAUUUGAGAGGUGUUAUCUUUACUUCAGACAUUUUCAUUGAUGUGUGUGAAAAAAUCUCUUUAUAUUUGAGAUCAUGAAAA